AUGGCAACGAACGCCAGAAACGGGUUUACUGCGGGCUACGAAGGCAAAGAUGACGGAAGAAAUGGAGCGUCUUCCCGCCCGGACGCCGCGCCGCUUCCCCAUAUCGAUGACAUUCUUGCGAGACCGACCGACAUCGAUGCGAACCAGUCGAUCAAGCGGCUGCUAGAACAGGCAGAAACGGCCUUCAAGCAGUCCGAGAUCAGUCGCGACUUCAACAGGCCAGAUGUCGCGCUCAAAGAGUAUAUCAGGGCGUCGAUCAUUGCCGUCCAGGUCAUCUCGAAACACCAAGAUUACCAUGCCCAGAGAAGCGAUCAUGGUGGCGUUGGGAAGGCCCACGCCACUCUCCUGAAGAAGAUAUCUCAGCAGAAUGAUGCAUACGAACGGAUCAAACACGAUAUCAUGGAAGACAACAAGAGAACCGGGGUGCUGCCGGUGGUACGGCGCUUCAAAUCAUUACCUGCAGCGUCCAAUGGGCCUGCGGCUCGGCCCGGAGUCCAGCAACCAACCAGCAAUGGGCACGCACAACCGGUGGUUAACGGGUCGUCCAAAAAGACGAAACCACUGGUGCAUCCAAAACCCCAAUCACUACAUGGAAAUGCCAUACAACACGGGAGUGGUCCCGCCGCGUCGGUGAAUGGAGCUGCUGCUGAUCUGGCCGCCCGUUUUGCGAGCCUCAGAGGUCCGCAGGCAUCUCCUGGACAGGACCCUCGUAUCAAAACAUACACGAUCCCAGCUUACAAGGAGACUCCAAAGCUUCCAGAAAGUCGGGUUCUCACCAUCGAUAUCGGUGCAGAUCCUUCCGCCUUGCCCAAGAUACCCGAUGCCAUCUACAGCCCAGCCCGCGGUAGCGUGUCUGGGGAGGCGGCGAGGUUGCCGACCAGUACGCCUCGCGGCCUUUUCACCCGUAGGGCCUCUUCGCCUUCUGUUCCCAGCACACCGAGCAUAUCGCAGCACCAGGGCAGCGAAUACUUUCCUCCCGUUCCCGAGGAGGCAGUUGAGCAUAUUACGAUCCCCGAGGGGGACAGCGUGACUGCUGAGCAGCUGUACGAUAUCAUGAAGGGAAAGGGUUCCAUCCUGCUAAUUGACGUUCGACCGCGCGGAGAUUUCGACGACGGCCACAUCAUGUCUUCAUCCAUCAUCUGCGUCGAGCCGAGCAUUCUCCUGCGGGACAACAUCUCCUCGGAUGACAUAUCGGAGAGCAUGGUUCUCUCCCCCCAGCAAGAUCAGCCUCUCUUUGAGAAACGGGACAAGUACGACUUGGUGGUGUUUUAUGACCAGAACUCGGAGCGUAUCAUUCAGUCGCCAAAGAACUCGGACGAAGUCGUCGUGCUGUCGUUGCACCGGGCCCUGGUGCACCUCAACUAUGGUCGAGAGCUCAGGAGGCCACCGGUAAUAUUGAAAGGAGGUUUGGAUGCUUGGAUCGACCUGAUGGGAUCGGGCGCCCUGCAGUCCACGUCGGCCGCAACCUCGACCUCCGUUAGGCCGAACAGGAGGCACGGGGUAAUUCAACGGCGAGGGUCCAAAUACGUCGUGGCGCCAUUGCUUCCCGCCGAUGUCAGGGCUUGGCAGAAUACGCUGGAGAAGGAGGCUCACCAAACUGCCACGCGACCAAUCUUCCCUCGCACGGGCGAAGAGUUCCUGAGGUCGCGGCCAGAACUGACCGAGAAACAAUCCAUGAGGUCUUCUGUCGCUGCUGAAGACCAGCACAUGCACAAAUUUGACUCACAUGCCCAGCUCCCGGCCCCGCCGACGCGUCCUCGGGCCGCUGUACAAAGGCCCAGCCAUAGCGGCCUGUCUCAUGGGGACGAGGAUGACUGGGCGGGAGGUCGUUCCAGAAAGGCGACGGACCAGGUCUCUACGAGCGCUCCUAGGAUGCCCACCGGGCUCAGCAAUCCUCGGAACUGGUGCUACGCAAACAGUGUGCUCCAAUCCCUCCUGGCCUCACCAGAAUUUGGAAGGGAGCUGGCAGAUUCGGAAUGGGUGCAAAAGUACGACGUCCCAAGGAAGGAGGGUGAGACGAUCAACCCACCUCAGCUCAUGAUUCAAAUGUUGUCUAAACUAUUUCACUGGAUGAGCACGGGCAUGUUCGAGACGAUCAAAGCUACGACUCUCAUGGACUACUCAAAGUACCUUUGCAAGGCUAGCGACCCUCAGUCGCAGUUUGGCGGUCUCGAUCAACAAGACGCCCAAGAAUUCAUGUCAUUCCUCAUGGAUCAAGUCCACGACGAGACGAACUCUCGGCGAAAUUUGGCAAAGCCCAGGGUGGCGCAGCCGGAAACGAGAGGACGGGCACUCGUCGAGGCUGCGAUCGAAUACUGGGGGAACUAUUCGGUGUACAAUCAGUCCAUGGUUGACCGUUUCUGGCGCGGCGUCGACCUGUCCACGGUGCGGUGUAUGCAGUGCGACUCGCGCACAUACACAUUCUCACCCUUUGGCUGGAUUCCUGUUCCUGUCGGCAACGGUCGAGAUAUGACACUUGCCGAGGCGCUCGGGCAAUACAUUGCAGGGAACAGGUUGGAUGACUUCGCCUGCGACCACUGCGGUGGAAAGCGAAAGGCGUUGCAGUCGAUGUCGUUGGCCCGAAUGCCGCCCCUCCUGUGUCUCAGCUUCCGCCGCUUCGACUAUUGCGGCGGGGGAUUGACGAAAUCUACGGCGGCCAUUUCGUGGGAUUUCAACGACUUUGACUUUUCCCCGUACUUUGUCGACCGGCUGGACGGAGAAUUUUCCAAGGCGCACGACAAGGCCUUCGGGGGGCCUUUUCGGUACCAGUGCUAUGCCGUCAUAUCCCAUUCGGGAAACAACAUCAACGCAGGCCAUUACAUAGCCCACGUCCGCGACUCGAACUCGCGCGACCCGUAUGCCUGGUUUCGGUGCAACGACACCACCGUCUCCAAGGUGCGCAUCGGGAGCGGCGAGAGUUCGGACAAGCAGAAGGAGGUGUUUCGUGGCGACGCCGGCUUGGUCCCGUACCUCGUCUUCUUCAGGAGGAAGGGAGCAUGA
Drechmeria coniospora is the source of this 3000-nucleotide messenger RNA. RefSeq lists its product as uncharacterized. NCBI's taxonomy places the organism in Eukaryota, Fungi, Ascomycota, Sordariomycetes, Hypocreales, Ophiocordycipitaceae. The transcript is spliced from 2 exons. Gene Ontology annotation, molecular function: cysteine-type deubiquitinase activity. The record is from RefSeq and is a predicted model, not a curated record. Bases 1 to 3000 code for a protein of 999 amino acids. Gene Ontology annotation, biological process: protein deubiquitination.